Messenger RNA from Pestalotiopsis fici W106-1, 369 nucleotides. RefSeq lists its product as uncharacterized. The record is from RefSeq and is a predicted model, not a curated record. Bases 1 to 369 code for a protein of 122 amino acids. The transcript has a single exon. Gene Ontology annotation, biological process: signal transduction. Lineage: Eukaryota; Fungi; Ascomycota; Sordariomycetes; Amphisphaeriales; Sporocadaceae. Gene Ontology annotation, molecular function: GTPase activity; GTP binding; GDP binding. Gene Ontology annotation, cellular component: plasma membrane.
AUGCUGCAGGUCAAGCGGUUCCCGCCCGACAUUGCCCUGCCCGUCAUCCUCGUCGCCAACAAGUGCGACCUGCCGUCCAACCGCGCCGUCUCGGCCCAGGAGGGCGAGGCCCUGGCCCGCGAGCUGCGCAUGGGCUUUGUCGAGACCUCGGCCAAGGACGGCACCAAUGUCGAGAGGGCCUUUUUCGACGCCGUCCGCCGCUUCUGGAAGCACCAAGAGGAAGAAAUCAAGGGUUUCGACGCAGAUGGCGGCCGCAAGAGCUCUCGGUCCGCCAACCCGAGUCAAGGAACCAAGUGGAAGGGUCGCUUGACUCGUCUCUUUGGGUCCAAGCACGGAGAUCGGAAUUCAACUGCCAAUGCGACUGGCUAA